GCUGAGUGGAUGGCCCCAGAAGUGCUAAGAAACGAACCUGCAGAUGAAAAGUGCGAUGUAUAUAGCUUUGGAGUCAUACUAUUGGAGCAUGUCAACAACCUGACUCACUUCUCAUUGGAUUGGACUGCAAAAAUAUUGCUGAGAAGUUCUAGAUUGCCUGGGACAAGUAUGAGAAAGUGUUCUCGGUUGAGAUGAUGACCCAACAUACACUCUGAUUUGAA
This is a messenger RNA of Corylus avellana, 221 nucleotides long. Lineage: Eukaryota; Viridiplantae; Streptophyta; Magnoliopsida; Fagales; Betulaceae. The record is from RefSeq and is a predicted model, not a curated record.